GUGUGUGAUCAUCGAUCGUUCGAUCGCCCGCGUUCGAUUCGUACCUACUACGAAUUCGUAACUACGGUCGUGAUCCUUGCGAUCGGUUCGAAUCGUGCGGGUGUCGCAAAUCAAUCGCUGAUCGCCGCGUACGUUUGACCGGUGAUCGAUGUCGUUGCGACGACGUGACUUAAGUCCCCUACCGCGCGGUAGUGGUAGCGGGGGAGGAGGGUCUCUUGGUGCCAGCAGCAAGCUACGAAUGGAUCGUAAUCCAACUAGGGCAAAAAUUAACGAUCCCAGCCACCCGGCAGGCAAGCGCAAGGAGAUUGACAACGUAAUGAAAAAGGCACGCGCCUUUCCGAACGAGACCUGGGACAAAAAGCUGCUCGAGGCGGAGGAGAAAGAUCCCAACCGUUGGCGUCAUACGGGCUACAAAAAGUUGUACAUCGAGGACGACCCCAGUAGUUCCGAUUCGGGACGGGGAGGUGGUCCCGGUGGUCGCUAUGGCAACGGGGGACGUCGCAGUCGUUCGCCGCGCUCUCCACGGCAUCGUCGCACACCGUCACCGUUGCCACCGAUGCGGAAACGGCGUAUCUCAUCUCCUUCACCGUUGCCGCUGCGUCGUCGGUCUCCUCUGCCAUCACCGGUUACUCGAAAACCGUUGCUGCCGGAAUCAAAACGCCGACCACGGUCACCCUCGCCGCGAAUGCGUCGCAAAUCACCUCUGCAACUUAUGACGCGGCGCCCAUUAUCGCCCGAAAUACGUCGGCGAUCGCCACCACCGAGCAUGAUGCCAGGAUCACCACGCCGACCUCGGCGCUUGUCUCCACCGGCAGUACCGGCAUCGAAAACGAGCCGAAUGCCACCGGUUCCGCGAUCGAAACGGCCACCUUCACCACCUCCCAGGAUGAGUCGUUCGGGCUCGAUGAGCAGUUGCUCUGACGACUCCUGCUCUGCUUGCUCGGCCAAAGAUCAUCGUCGUCGGCGGCGCUCUAGAUCUCGGUCGUUUUCGCAUCCGCGUCCGCGCGCUCGUUCUCCGCCGCACAGCAACGGCUCGAAAAGUAACCGACGCGAUGGUCUCGGGGCCAGUCACGAAAACCGCAUUCGCCCUAUGAGUCCGCCGCCGAUGGAUCCGCGACGCAAGCAACCAAUACUUCCCCCGUCCUCAUCGCAUCAAUCUGAACGACUGCCGAAAGUUCAGCGAAGUCUCGAGAAGGAUCCCCGUGAUCGAGUCGCCCGAUCGAUUCCACACCCAUCGGUUCCAGAGCCGCGCCAGAGACGUCCUCAAACACCAGAAUCGGAUCGAGGACGAGUAUCAUCUCCGCCGAAGCGAUCAAAGCACAGCAGCAAACAUUCUUCGGCCAGCUCUGUGGCCGUCCCGCCAGAGGAUAUCCGCCCAGUCAAGAGUAGCGGCCGUUCGUCGAAGCAGCAACCACCACAGCUAGCCACUAACGGUGGUCAGGAAGCAAAUGCUCAACCGGUGCCAGGACCCUCAUCAGUAGCUCCUGUUGCUGCUGGUCACAAGAAACAUAAAGAAAAAAGUGCGGAGAAACUACGGGCUCGCGUGAAGAUCGAAGGAGAACCGAAACAAGCCAGAGCAGUGGCCCGGCCACGUUCUCCCUCCAGCGGCUCGGAGGAAUCGAGCAGCAGUGAAAACUCUCUGCCUCGUUUUACGGCCACUACUCGCCUCACCCUGUCCGAGCGCUUCGGAAAGAUGGCUCAGUGGAGUGUCGAUCGAUCUAACAUGGAAAAUAUGCGCAUCACAAAGAACUCAGCAGGUGGCGAUCUGAAGGUGAUGAUCGAGGAGGAACUGGAAGCCCCACCGACACGUUACACUUACUCACCGGCUCCCGCUGGUCAUUUCCCCGAGGAACUGAUGACUACUGGACCCAGCGGACUCUCGUCGUGGGAUGACGUACGGGUGCGCUACGAAUAUUACAAGGGUCGAGGCUACCUGCGCGAUCUCGACCUCCAGGACUACAUCAAGUGGGAGGAAUGGUGGUACAAGUACCAGGAGUGGUUGAAGCAGGAGCGCUACUAUGAGCUGUGGGAACGCACGCAAAUGAACCGGCGACGGAAGAAAAUCCCUAUUUCGCAGCGUCUCAACUAAGCCUGUCCGAACUAAGCGUAGACAAUAGAUCUUCGGACGAAUCACAAAAGAACAUCUGAUGAUCGUCAUGUAAUCGUAUGAUUUGUGCAAGCUUUCACGACUGUUUUGGUCUGACGGAGUCGGAUAGUCAUCCAAACUUCCGAGCUUGGAAAAGUUGGCCAGAUUUGAAGCGCCUUCUACAGGAUGCAAACCUGUAACGCAAAACCAUGUAUGACAGUAACGAAUGGAACCACUUUACGAUUUGUCAACUUCUCCGUUCAAUCAAUCGAUGAUCUUAAAACGUAAUGUUUAAGUAAUAUAAGAAUGUUCGUUCUUCCUCAUUUGACAUGUCUACUGUUUUACGAAUUCACCUUUUUCAAAUAUCUUUGUUUACAAACGUAGAACGUGUGGCAGUUUAUGAAUGUAAUUGGCACGCACGUGACACGAUUUUCCGGACAGCAAUGUCUGGAUAAGUACUACUUCCAUAGCCUUUCAUUUUUCAUAGCUUUUUCUGAAAUCUGUAACGUACUGUGUGCGUGGAAGUAAACGAAAAAAAAAUUCAUGAAACAUAUUGCAUUGACAACUGAAAUAGUUUGACGGUCAAUAGUGCCGUGAGAACAAUAGUCGUGUGAACUUCGUUGGAGUUCGUAGAUGA
Anopheles bellator is the source of this 2723-nucleotide messenger RNA. Its product is annotated as serine/arginine repetitive matrix protein 1. The coding region runs from base 149 to 2089 and encodes 646 amino acids. NCBI's taxonomy places the organism in Eukaryota, Metazoa, Arthropoda, Insecta, Diptera, Culicidae. The record is from RefSeq and is a predicted model, not a curated record. The transcript has 6 exons.